This is a messenger RNA of Molossus molossus (Pallas's mastiff bat), 2540 nucleotides long. RefSeq names its product transcription factor Dp-1 (gene TFDP1). Gene Ontology annotation, molecular function: RNA polymerase II transcription regulatory region sequence-specific DNA binding; DNA-binding transcription factor activity, RNA polymerase II-specific. The coding region runs from base 129 to 1358 and encodes 409 amino acids. Gene Ontology annotation, cellular component: nucleus; transcription regulator complex. Gene Ontology annotation, biological process: regulation of cell cycle; regulation of transcription by RNA polymerase II. Lineage: Eukaryota; Metazoa; Chordata; Mammalia; Chiroptera; Molossidae. The record is from RefSeq and is a predicted model, not a curated record. The transcript has 12 exons.
CCCGCGUGUCCGUUCCCGCGCCCUCGUGUCUGUCCCCGCGUGUCCGCGCGCCGACCACCAACCAGAAAAAUCAUUUUUCUUCUCUGGAGGGUGAACAUUUAUAGCAUUGAUUUCACGGAGCUGGUAACAUGGCAAAAGAUGCCGGUCUAAUUGAAGCCAACGGGGAACUAAAGGUCUUCAUAGACCAGAACCUUAGUCCUGGAAAAGGAGUCGUGUCCUUAGUAGCUGUUCACCCCUCCACAGUAAACACGCUUGGGAAGCAGCUCUUGCCAAAAACGUUCGGACAGUCCAAUGUCAACAUUGCACAGCAAGUGGUAAUUGGUACGCCUCAGAGACCUGCAGCGCCAAACACUAUCGUGGUAGGAAGCCCACACACCCCUAACACUCACUUUGUCUCACAGAACCAGCCUUCAGACCCCUCACCUUGGUCUGCCGGGAAACGCAACAGGAAAGGAGAGAAGAACGGUAAGGGCCUGAGGCACUUUUCCAUGAAGGUCUGUGAGAAGGUGCAGAGGAAGGGAACCACAUCCUAUAACGAGGUGGCCGAUGAGCUGGUCGCAGAGUUCAGUGCUGCCGAUAAUCACAUCUUACCAAACGAAUCCGCUUAUGACCAGAAGAACAUAAGACGGCGAGUCUAUGAUGCCUUAAAUGUGCUGAUGGCCAUGAACAUCAUCUCCAAGGAGAAGAAGGAAAUCAAAUGGAUCGGUCUGCCCACCAACUCAGCUCAGGAAUGUCAGAAUUUAGAGGUAGAGAGACAAAGAAGACUUGAAAGAAUAAAACAGAAACAGUCUCAACUUCAAGAACUUAUUCUACAGCAAAUUGCCUUCAAGAAUCUGGUGCAGAGAAACCGCCAGGCAGAGCAGCAGGCCAGCCGGCCACCCCCGCCCAACUCUGUCAUCCACCUGCCUUUCAUCAUCGUGAACACCAGCAAGAAGACUGUCAUCGACUGCAGCAUUUCUAACGACAAAUUCGAGUAUCUGUUCAAUUUUGACAACACAUUUGAAAUUCAUGACGAUAUAGAAGUGCUGAAGCGCAUGGGGAUGGCCUACGGACUGGAAUCCGGAAGCUGCUCCGCAGAAGACCUGAAAAUGGCAAGAAGUUUGGUGCCGAAAGCACUGGAACCCUAUGUGACAGAAAUGGCUCAGGGAUCACUCGGCAGUGUGUUCAUCACGUCAUCGGUUUCAGCCUCUAACGGCACAAGGCUCUCUGCCAGUGACUUGACCAAUGGUGCGGAUGGGAUGCUGGCCACGAGCUCCAGCGGGUCUCAGUACAGCGGGUCCAGGGUGGAGACUCCCGUGUCCUACGUUGGGGAGGAUGACGACGAGGACGAGGAGUACGAGAACGACGAGGAAGACUGAUGUCUUCUCUCUGGGCCCCGCUCCCCUCAAGUUCAGCUUUAGGAAAACAUGUUUAGGGAAGAGAAACUUUUUUAACGUGGGCUUUUCUGUUUCUGUUUGGCCUCCUCCCAAGAAGACAUUGUAAGCUAUUGAACUGGAUGUGCACCUCCGAUAAGCAAGCGAGGGUGGCUCUCUGCAGGGUCUUGGACGGGCUGCGGUGUGUGUGGAUCCCAGAGUGCUGGGCAGGGCUUGUCUUCACUGUAGGGUUAUGUGUUUUCAUUUUCUGUUCUUUUUAAAUUCAGAGUUCCUUUUUGCCCCUUAACAAUUCUUGCUGAAUUUGCUGAAGAAGUUGUACUCCAUCUACAUCAACAAAUAUAUCGUCAUCCUGCCGAGGCCAUUUAUGCGCAGCGUGUUGUGAAGUGUGCCACCCGCCGGCAGGGUGUGAGGCUCCAGGACGAGUUUCAGUUUGUGAAAUUCCGUGUCGUCCACAAAAACCAAGCAAAUGGCAGAGCUCUGCUUUUUGGCACUGAGCACCAUAAAUCUCAUUGACUUUAUUUUCCCUUAAAUUAUAUGGACUGUGUGAUUCCAUUAAGUUUAUCUUUUUUCUUUCUUUCUCUUUUUUCUUUUUUGGUCUAUGUUGCAGCAAACAUAUUGCAAAGUUCUUCUUCUGUGUUUGUUUCUGUUUGUUUGAGAAUUUUACUGCCAUGCUGGUGCAGCUAUGAAAACUGUCUGGAAAGCUUGGAAUGGUUUAUUGCUUAUGGUAAAAUUUGCCUGAUUUCUUACAGGCAGCAUUUGGAGACUUUUUAUUAUAUAGUUGUUUACAUACUUAUAAGUCUAUCAUUUAAAGACAUGUACGGAAACAAAUGUUGUAUUUGUUUCGUAAGCAUCUUCCUGUAAUCUAUUAUAAAGUUGAAAUUAAAUAUAGAGAAUGUUUUAACAGUUUUUUAACUCAAAAUUUGUCAAUCAUUUUUAAUAGUUCUUUUUUUAUAAAGAGAAAAAGGAAUUUCAGGACAGGCAGUAGCUUCUUUUAAAAAUUUAUUCACAAAGAACCAUUGACUGCACCGUUGCUAUUAGCUGCCUGUCCUAAAACAAUAGUCUUUUUAUUGAAACACAAAUAAACUUUUCUGUAAUAUUUUAUGGAAUAUAAAGAGACUUUAAUUGUUUGACUUGUUUGGCACUGUUAGUUUUUAUUAAUAAAACGCG